Molecule: messenger RNA, 1909 nt
Organism: Daucus carota subsp. sativus
Lineage: Eukaryota; Viridiplantae; Streptophyta; Magnoliopsida; Apiales; Apiaceae
Product: protein SLOW WALKER 1
Exons: 1
Coding region: 117-1700 (527 amino acids)
Biological process (GO): rRNA processing; positive regulation of transcription by RNA polymerase I
Cellular component (GO): nucleolus
Molecular function (GO): protein binding
Source: RefSeq, a predicted model, not a curated record
CCCGAAUCAUCACCAUUCAUAACAUUCAUAAAACUCAGUCGUCAAAGUAAAUGCUCUCCCCUUCUGUAAAACCCUAAACCCUAGCCAACAAAAAUCAAAUCAAGAAAAGCUCAAAAAUGGCGGAAGAAAAAUCAACAAUAUCGAAAACAUUUCCAAUCAAACCGAAGCUAAAACCCACCUUAAACAAAUCCACACCAACACCAGAAUCUAAGUACUGGAAAUCAUUCAAAUCCCCAAAAGAAAACCCAUCUCAAACCCUUGUUUCUUCCAUCACUUCCCUCUCUUUUUCACCUGCCGAGCCUCACAAAUUCGCUGCCACUCACUCUGCAACUGUAACUAUCUUUUCGGGUGAUACCCUUUUGCCUGAAUCGACUCUUUCUGGGUUUAAAGAUACUGCCACUUCUGCGUCUUUUCGGGCUGAUGGGAAGUUGAUUGCUGCUGGUUCGCUUUCUGGGGUUUGUCAGGUUUUCGAUGUUAAGACCCGGGUUGCGCUUAGGAAAUUGAGGGGGCAUUCGAGGCCUGUUCAUGUGGUUAAGUACCCGAGAGUGGAUAAGCUGCAUUUGUUUUCGGGUGGGGAUGAUGCGGUUGUUAAGUAUUGGGAUGUGGCGUCGGAGAGUGCGGUGGGGAAUUUUGUGGGGCAUAAGGAUUAUGUUAGGGCAGGGGGGUUUUCGAGUGUGAGUGAUGAUGUGUUUGUUACGGGGUCGUAUGAUCAUAGUGUUAAGGUCUGGGAUGUGAGGGUGGGGAACAGGGGGAGUGUGGUGGAGUUUAAUCAUGGGAAGCCGGUGGAGGAUGUUGUUUAUUUGCCGUCUGGGGGGUUGGUUGCUACGGCUGGGGGGAAUUGUGUGAAGAUUUGGGAUGUGAUUGGGGGUGGGAAGUUGUUGUAUACGAUGGAGAGUCAUAAUAAGACGGUUACUUCGAUUUGUGUGGGGAAGAUGGGAAGGGAGAGUGGGGAAGAAGCUCAGGAGUAUAGGAUUUUGAGUGUGGGGUUGGAUGGUUAUAUGAAGGUUUUUGAUUAUGCUAAGUUUAAGGUUACUCAUUCUAUGAGGUUUCCUACUGCGCUUAUGUCGGUUGCAUUUUCGCCUGAUUGUUCGACUAGGGUGAUUGGUGCUUCGAAUGGAGUUCUGUAUGCUGGGAAGAGGAAAGUGAAAAAGGAUGUGGGGGCUGAAAUGGGGAAGGUUGAGGGUGUGGAGGUGCAUAGGAAGAGAGAGCUGAGGCCUGCGCGUAUCAGGUACUUCAGUAGGGGGCAGAAUUCGAAGCCAUCCGAGGGGGAUUAUCUGGUUAUUGCUCCAAAGAAGGUAAAACUUGCUGAACAUGAUAAGUUGUUAAAGAAGUUUAGGCAUAAGGACGCUUUGGUAUCUGCAUUGAGUGGGAAGAAUGCGGGGAAUGUGGUGGCUGUUAUGGAGGAAUUGGUAGCUAGGAGAAAGCUGUUGAAAUGUGUUUCGAAUUUGGAGACAGAGGAGCUUGGAAUGUUGUUGGAGUUUCUGCAGAGGCACUCAACAGUGCCAAGAUAUGCAGGUUUAUUGAUGAGUCUAUCGAAGAAAGUUGUGGAGAUGAGAGCUGAAGACUUAAGAGCAUCAGAUCAGUUGAAGGGUCAUAUUCGAAACUUAAAGCGUUCUGUUGAGGAAGAGAUUAGAUGCCAACAGUCGAUGUUGGAAAUUCAAGGUAUAAUAUCUCCUUUAUUAAGGAUGGCUGGAAGAUGAUUAAAUAUCGUUCUUUUUCACUCAGUACUUUGGGCAUCUUUAAUUUAUCAUGGGCAGAUGAAAAGUUUUGCAAUCAAUUGUAUUCUUGUCUAAUUGUUAUAUCUCUGUGUUUUAGAAAAACCACAUGGAUCAUAGAGUGUUAUUGGCUACGAAUUCCUUGUUGUGCUUGGCAAUGGAUGAUAAAAGUAUCUCAUUAUACAUUUUUUUAA